AUGUUUUUCUCUCAUCAGCUUCUAGCUCGGAAAGCGCCGUUAGGUCAGAUAUGGAUGGCUGCUACGUUGCACGCGAAGAUCAAUCGGAAGAAACUAGACAAGCUCGAUAUCAUUCAAAUCUGCGAAGAGAUUUUGAAUCCGUCGGUUCCAAUGGCUCUCAGACUCUCUGGGAUUUUAAUGGGUGGGGUUGUGAUCGUUUAUGAGAGGAAAGUGAAGCUCCUUUUUGAUGACGUAACUCGCCUUCUGGUCGAAAUUAAUGGAGCUUGGCGCACAAAAGCUGUUCCGGAUCCCACUUUACUACCUAAAGGAAAAACCCAUGCCAGGAAAGAGGCUGUUACGUUGCCUGAGAACGAAGAAGAGGAUUUUGGAGAUAUUGAACAGACUCGUAGUUUACCAAAAUUUCCCAAUUUCAUGGAGUUUCAGCAGACUUACAUUUCCAUGCGGUUAGAUGAACCCAAUGUUAACGAUAUCCCCGGGCAAGAAGAUCUUGGACAGCAAUUCCAUCAAGCUGAUGCCGACAAUAUCACACUCUUUGAGUAUCAUGGUUCAUACCAGGCUAACACUGAGACGUAUGAUCGUUUUGAAAGAUUUGACAUCGAAGGAGACGAUGAAACUCAGAUGAACUUCAGUGCAAGAGAAGGCGUUGAAAUACCUACAACUCUCAUCCCAUCACCACCUCGUCAUCAUGACAUUCCUGAAGGAGGCAACCCCACAAGCACUCAGCGCCAAGAGCAACAGGAGCAUGUUGGGGAUUUUGCUGAGCAGAUGGAGGAACAAAACAUACCGGAUAGAGAGGAACACGAUAGACCACAGCCAGCAAAAAGAAGAAGAAAGAAAGAUACUUUAAAGAUGGAUUGUGAACAGACUAUUAUCGCUGGUCCUGAAUACCAGUCAUGGCUCCAGAAUACUUCUAACAUUCUCAUGAGCGGAAAAAAGAGAAAGACUCGAGGAACCAUCACCCUAUGUAUGGAGAUUUCUAAACGUAUGAAUAUGCCACCUACACAACUCUUCGAAAAGCAUGUGGACAUUUCUUACCCGCCUCAGCUUCAGGAGCUUUGGUCAAAAGGCACUCGUCUUCUUCAAACCUCAUCAUCUGGAACUCCACGCCCUGAUUUCGGUGCGGAGCAAUCUCCAGGGUCUGUUGAGGAGAGAAUGCAAAACCACCAUCAAACAGAUCAUAACCAGGGCAUUGAGACAAGCCCCCAAGAUCUUGGAAGUCCCGCGGAAAGACUCCGGGACGCUCUUGCUGGGAAAGAUGUUUCAAUAGAAAGCUUGGUGGCCGGAUCUCGAGCAAGGCCUGAGAGUAGCAACCGCCAGACUGCUAAUAUUAACGUUACGCCAUUAUAUUCUGGAGACGACGUGAGAUCCAUGCCUAGCACACCAUCCGCACGUGGAGCAGCUUCAGUUAACACAGAUAUCAACUCUAACAGGCCUAAUAGAAAAAGGUCACAUUCGUCACCAAGAAGAGGACUCGAACCAGUAGCGGAAGACAGAACUUGGGAGCACCGUGCUUAUGAUGUUGAGUUUUCAAUGAUACCUGAAAAGGGAUUCACAGCCGAUAACGAAGUACUAGUUGAAACUGGACCUACACAGACUCAAAAGCCAGUGAACACUCACUCAGAGGAGAAGAUAACAGAUGCUAUCAAAAGUCACCUCAAGACACACUUUGAAACACCUGGAGCUCCUCAAGUGGAAUCUAUUAACAAGCUCGCAUCUGGAAUGAAAAGAAACGCCGCAGCUCAACUCUUUUACCAAUCAUGUGUGUUAGCGACUCGCGGAAUGAUAAAGGUGGAGCAAAGACUGCCUUAUGGGGAUAUUCUCAUUGCAAGAGGACCUAGAAUGUAG
Messenger RNA from Microthlaspi erraticum, 1845 nucleotides. Lineage: Eukaryota; Viridiplantae; Streptophyta; Magnoliopsida; Brassicales; Brassicaceae. The record is from the annotation of a GenBank genome assembly.